Messenger RNA from Anoplopoma fimbria (sablefish), 2989 nucleotides. Its product is annotated as serrate RNA effector molecule homolog. Gene Ontology annotation, molecular function: nucleic acid binding. Gene Ontology annotation, cellular component: nuclear body. Gene Ontology annotation, biological process: primary miRNA processing; mRNA processing. The transcript is spliced from 21 exons. The record is from RefSeq and is a predicted model, not a curated record. Lineage: Eukaryota; Metazoa; Chordata; Actinopteri; Perciformes; Anoplopomatidae. The coding region runs from base 100 to 2808 and encodes 902 amino acids.
CGCGGCGGGUAGCGGCUACGUGAGCGCACGAGCGUGUUUCUGUGUUCGGUGAUCAGCUGCAGAGGGUCCGCGCGCACAGGUGAGCAGGUAGACAGUCCGAUGGGAGACAGCGAUGACGAGUUCGACAGGAGGAGGCGGGACAAGUUCAGGAGAGAGAGGAGCGACAUGGAGCGGUCGAGAGAGAGGGAGGAGAGGAGGAGAGACGACUGGCCCGACAGGGACUGGGAGCGCGGCAGAGAGAGGAGGAGGGAUUACGACCGUGGACGCAGAGAGAGGUUUUCUCCCCCCCGACACAUCAGCCCUCAGCACAAACGCAUGAGGAGAGACUGGGACGACCACCGGGGGGAGCCGUACCGCUACGACAUGCCCUACGGAGGGGGCGGGGCUCCGUUUCCGGGGGCGGGGCCUCAGGGCUGGCACCCCGACCUCCCCCACCUCCACCCACACCACGGAGGUCACCCGCUGCAGGGCAGGUUGGGGAUGGUGGAUCCAGAUCUGCCUCCUCUUGGUCCUCCCACCAUGAGGAGCUUUAAGGAGUUCCUGCUGAACAUGGAGGACAGCGUGGACGAGACGGAGUCGGUGAAGCGCUACAAUCAGUACAAGCUGGACUUCAGACGGCAGCAGCUGCAGGACUUCUUCCUCCAACACAAAGACCAGGAGUGGUUCCGCUCCAAGUACCACCCCGAUGACAUCACGGCCAGGAAGGCGGAGUCUCUGGCCGCCCUCAAGACCCGGCUGGGCGUCUUCCUCUUCCUGAUGGACAACAGCUGGCUGGACAACCUGUCGCUGGACAUGGAGCACGGCCCCGCCAUCAUCAAGCUGCUGGACGCAGCCGUGAUAAAGAUGGAGGGAGGAACAGACCUUGACCUGCAGGUCCUGGAGGUGCCGAGUGCUGCUGCAGCGGCUGGUGGGGAGGCCAGCAGCAGUGGAGGAGGACCAGGAGCACCACCACCACCACCUCCAGGAGGAGGAGGAGGAGGAGGAGGAGCAGCAGAGAAGAGUCAGGGAGAUCCCAGCGGAGGAAACGUGAGCUGUCGGACGGACUCUGAGUCGACGGGGAGUCGAACAGAAGAGACGACCGGAGCAGAGACGAGAGAAACCAAAGACUGUGAUAAGGACGGUGAAGAGGAGGCCAAGCAGAACGGAGAUAAUGAGAAAGACGAAGGAGAGGAAGAUGACGAGGAGGAGGAGGGGGAGGAGAAGAAAGAGGAAGAGGAGGAGGAGGAGGAGAAGACGACGACAAAGACAAAGACAACAAAGAAAGGCAGGAAGAGGAAACGCAGCGUCUCCGCUGACAGCGGAGAGGGCAGCGCCUCUGACUCUGACUCCUCCCACUCUGACGGAGAGAAGGAGGAAGAGGAGGAGAAGGAGGAAGAGGAGGAGGACGGCCAGGACGAGCGUCGUAAGGAGCGGGGGAAGGAGAGAGAGAAGGAGGCUCCAGCUAAGCCCCGCCCCCUCCACCUCACCACCUCUUUGUUCAUCCGGAGCAUCCCGCCAGAGGUUUCCAAGGAGGAGAUCACAGCUUUGUGUCGUAGGUAUCCUGGUUUCCUGCGGGUGGCGCUGUCGGACCCUCAGCCUGAGAGGAGGUUCUUCAGGAGGUGUUGGGUGACGUUUGACCGGAGUGUGAACAUAAAGGAGACGUGCUGGAGCCUUCAGAACAUCAGACUCAGAGACUGUGAACUGUCUCCGGUGGUCAACAGAGACUUGUGUCGUCGUGUUCGCUCCGUUAACGGUCUGACUCAUCACAAACCGGUGGUGAGGAACGACAUCCGUCUGUCUGCACGCCUCGUCCACAGUCUGGACCAGAAGGGGGCGCUGUGGGCUGGACAGAUGGAGACCAACCCCGUCCUGAAGAACAUCACAGACUACCUCAUCGAGGAGGUGAGCGCUGAGGAGGAGGAGCUAAUGGGAGCUUCAGGGGGCGGGGCUGACGACGCCAAAGACCCCGCCUCCUCCUCCGAGGUUACCGUGGAGACGGACGACAAGCUACUGAAGGUGCUGGACAGACUGCUGCUCUACCUGCGUCUGGUUCACUCUGUAGAUUACUAUAACUUCUGUGAGUAUCCUGCUGAGGACGAGAUGCCUCACCGCUGUGGACUGAUCCACGUACGAGGACCCCUACCUGUAGCCAGGAUCACUGCAGCAGAGGUGAGUGAGCACCAGAGGAUGUGUGAGGAGCGUCUGUCUCCUCUUCUCUCGGCUUCAGAGACUCUGAGUGAAGAAGACGCUUCCAGACUGGGAAGGAAGGAGCCGGAGCAGGAGGUGGAGAAGUUCUUGUCUUCAAACACUCAGGAGCUCAGUAAAGACAAGUGGCUCUGUCCUCUCAGCGGGAAGAAGUUCAAGGCUCCAGAGUUUGUGCGUAAACACAUCCUGAACAAACACGGGGACAAAGUCUCCGCCGUCAGACAGGAAGUCGUGUUCUUCAACAACUUCCUGUUGGACGCCAAGAGACCCGCCCUACCUGAGAACAAGCCCCUCCCCCGCCAGCACAAGCCACGCCCCCCGGUAUGCCAGGGUUUCCUGGUCAGUCGCCACAGCAGCAAAGCCUUCUGGGAUAUCCUCCUGGAGUCAGACCGCCUAUGCCCGGCUUCCCUGGUGGCGGUCCUCCCUUCCCUCCCAACCAGUUCGGGGCGGGUCGUGGUAACUAUGACAACUUCAGAGGUCAUCCAGGAGGAGGGUUUCCAGGGAAACAACGAAACAACAGGGGCGUCCGAGGAGACCCCCGGUCCAUCAUCGAGUACAGAGACCUGGACGCUCCGGACGACCUCGACUUCUUUUAGUGAAACCACAGGAUGUUUUUUUUUUUAAAACCUUUUUUAUUCCUACAUUUCCCAUGAUCCUUUUCACCGAGGCUCCAUCAUGUGUUUUAUUUAGUUUGUGUUUUAGGUUUGUGUCAGUCAGCAGGACCAACGUUGUUACUGGAGAUGAUCUGAUUCCACUUUACAAUAAAGAUACAGCCGACUGAUGAUGACGAGUGGUGUGUUCAUGG